Molecule: messenger RNA, 1600 nt
Organism: Nymphaea colorata (pocket water lily)
Lineage: Eukaryota; Viridiplantae; Streptophyta; Magnoliopsida; Nymphaeales; Nymphaeaceae
Product: protein ENHANCED DISEASE RESISTANCE 2
Exons: 3
Coding region: 242-1183 (313 amino acids)
Source: RefSeq, a predicted model, not a curated record
GAGAGAGAGAGAGGGUUGCCCACAGGAAAAGGGAAAUCGCGGUACCCAAUUUCACCGUGUCUUGGGAGGGAGUGCUUGCCAUGUGAAGCCCAUUAGUGUUGCCUCUUUUAAAAGCGCACCACUCGGCCAUCGAGGAUUCUUCUUCUUCUUACUUGCCCGCUUGUCUCCCUGUUAAUUUUGAUUUCUGUUGGGCGACAAGAGCUAGGGAAUACCUCACAAACGCAGAGACAGGAGAGGUUGAAUGGAGGAUUUUCAAGAUGCGAAUGAGCUUGACUGGAUUGAAAGUGUGAAAUCAGAGGGAGAUGUUCCACUACUUGAACCUGAUUAUUGCCCCAAUGGUUGGGCCACUCCACCAGGAGAUAAAUUUAUGGUCAGGGGACCUGAGUAUUUCACUACAAAGGUUAAAAUUCCGGCAGGGGAUUACCUAUUAAAACCAUUGGGUUUUGAUUGGAUUAAGGGACACUCUAAGAUUUGUGAUGUUCUAAACAAUCGAAAUAGUCGUGUGGCAAAAGCAGUGGCUGAUGCUGUUGCUGCUGGCGAAAAUCCAUUUGUUUGGGCAUUCAAUCUUCAGGUGCCCAGCAAAGAAAAUUAUAGUGCAAUUGCAUACUUUGUGAAUGUAGACCCUAUUGAAGAAGGGUCUCUUAUGGACCAAUUUCUCAAGGGGGACGAUGCAUUUAGAAAUGCUAGGCUUAAGUUGAUAGCCAACAUUGUUAAUGGGCCAUGGCUAGUGAGAACUGCUGUUGGUGAGCAGGCCAUAUGCAUACUGGGGCGAGCAGUUGCUUGCAAGUACUGUAUUGGAGAAAAUUUCAUUGAAGUUGAUGUUGAUAUUGGGGCAUCAAUGGUUGCAAAUGCCAUAGUUCAUCUGGCUUUUGGUUAUGUCACUAGCUUGACCGUUGAUUUAGCAUUUCUAAUAGAGAGCCAGACCGAAACAGAGCUUCCUGAAAGGAUCUUAGGAGCUGUUAGGUUCUCAGAACUGGACCCUGCUUCUGCAGGGAUGUAUGAACCACCAUCAGAUGAAAGUGAUGAGAACAUGCAAGCAUCUCUCGGCUCUAGAUUAUGGAAAUCGAUUGGGCAAGGCUUCUCUAAUCUCCUGCAUGCAGGUCCGCAGGAUGGUGAUGCUUUGGCAGAGGUGAAUGCCAAUGGCUGUGCCCAAGAAAAUGGAAGUGAAGAUAUGCUUAAAUAAAAAAACUCAUUCCUUGCUGGCAUGCUUUCUCCUGUCCCAAUGUGGGAACUGAAGCUGCAUAUCCCUUGCUGAACAUGGAUUAAAUCUAGUAAAGAAGGGAAGUUCGCAGUUGGACGCACCUCCCCAUUACUUUGAAAUUUGAAUCCACAUUGUUAGGUUACUCGUAGAUUGUUGCUGCAUUUUAUUUGUUGAAUUGAUUAGACAUGUAAUAUGCAACCAAAGGCUUUCUUUUUGUAAGCUGCGGUGCAAUUCGUAAAUUACUGGCUGCUCUGCUGUAUAUGAUGAAUACAAGGUGAAUUCUGAAUAUGUAUCACUGUACCAUAAAUCUAGCUUGUUACGUUCCGAAUAAUAGGAUUGUUUAGACACCAUUUGUAGACAGAUUAAGUGGAAAGAUUGUAUUGCGAGAUUGGUGUUUCA